Messenger RNA from Tinamus guttatus (white-throated tinamou), 2606 nucleotides. NCBI's taxonomy places the organism in Eukaryota, Metazoa, Chordata, Aves, Tinamiformes, Tinamidae. The record is from RefSeq and is a predicted model, not a curated record.
AUGGAUGCCUGUGACAAGUGGAUACGGUCCCGGUAUGCACUGGGAAAUAUCCUGGUUAAUAUUUUUAUCCGUGCCCUAGAGGAGGUGAUGCGCUCUCAUCAUGCUGCAGAUAACAUCAAAUUGGAAAAAACAGUCAAUAUGCUGGAAGAUGAUGUUUUAGUGGUAAACAUUGUUUCUGAAACUCCAGAAGCUCCUUUAGUAGAAAAACAGUUACUCAUUUAUCUUUUCAUUUUUUUUCAGAACAAUGGGUCACUUGCUUGGUGCCAGAAUCAUAAACAGUGUUCAAAGUGCCUGGAGCCCUGCAAAGAAUCUUGGGACCUGAAGAAAAACCACUGCCAAAGUUUCUGUGAGCCUCUUUUCCCCAAGAAGAAUUAUGAAUGCCUAACUAGCUGUGAAUUCCUUAAGUACAUCCUGUCUGUGAAGCAAGGGGACUGCCCAGCACCUGAGAAGGCCAGUGGUUUUGCAGCUGCCUGUGUUGAAAGCUGUGAAGCUGAUAGUGAAUGUUCUGGAGUGAAGAAAUGCUGUUCCAAUGGAUGUGGACAUACGUGCCAAGUUCCAAAAAAUCUUUACAAAGGUGUUCCACUGAAACCCCGGAAAGAAUUAAAAUUCAUAGAACUUCAGUCUGGAGACCUGGAGGUGAAGUGGUCUUCAAAAUUCAAUAUUUCCAUUGAGCCUGUGAUCUAUGUUGUUCAGAGGAGAUGGAAUCAAGGGAUCCAUCCUAGUGAGGACGAUGCUACUAACUGGCAAACUGUGGCACAGACUACAGACGAGCGGCUCCAGCUGUCGGACAUCAGGGCGAGCAGGUGGUACCAGUUCCGGGUGGCAGCUGUGAACGUGCAUGGGACGAGAGGCUUUACGGCGCCCAGCAAGCACUUCCGCUCCUCGAAAGAUCCAUCUGCUCCACCAGCCCCAUCUAACAUCAGAAUUGCCAAUAUCACUGCAAACAGUGAUGGAAGUGUGAAUGUAAUGAUUAGCUGGGAUCUUCCAGAAGAGCCUGAUAUCCCAGUGCACCAUUACAAAGUCUUCUGGAGCUGGACGUAUAGCAAAUAUGUGAUUCCAGCUAAAAAAAAGAGAAGGAAGAUUACUGAUGGGCCCCAAAAUUAUGUGGUCCUGGAGGGACUCCAGCCCAACAGCAACUACAAUGUGGAACUGCAGGCAGUAACACGUUGGGGUCAGAUACGCCUAAAAAGUGCUAAAGUUUCUCUCCAUUUUAGCACAACUCAGGACACCAGGAAUAAUAAAGAACAGACCUCUUCUGCUGUGAAACCCCAGAAAGGACUGGCAGAUCCUAUCCCAAUCUUUCAAAGAAGAAAACCCACUCGUUUUCUUAAAGUUGGAGCUCCCUUCUAUCAGGACAAUCAACUUCAGGUCAAAGUGUACUGGAAGAAAACAGAUACCAGCAUGAAUCAAUAUCAAGUCCAUUGGUUACUGGAGUCCUGUGCACGCAAUGACACCAAAGGACUCGGGAAAGUAACUGAGCUGACUUACGAAAACUACAUCAUUCUGAAGGACCUGUCAUUUUCUUGCAAAUACAAAGUAACUGUUUUGCCUGCAAAAUCUAAAGGUCGUUUUAAGGCUGAGAGUGCUUUCUUUGUUACCCCACCUUGCUCUACAUUUAAAGAGAAAAACCAUAACAAGUCCCAGAAUCAAAGGGAGAUUGGCUGGAAAGAACUUCUGGAGUCAUCCAGUCCACCCACCCGCUCAAACAGGGCUGUUGCCAGCACCAGGUCAGUGCCAGUUCUACCCAAAGUGUUGGCCAAACCCGAGAAUCUAUCUGCGUCUUUCAUUGUUCAGGAAGGUAACAUCACUGGUCAUUUUUCCUGGAAGAUAUCCAAGGCAGUCCUUCAUCAGCCCAUGACAGGGUUUCAAGUUACAUGGGCAGAAGUAACCACAGAAAGCCGACAGAACAGCUUACCCAACAGCAUCAUUUCGCAGUCGCAGAUACUGCCAGCAGAUCAUUAUGUACUGACUGUGCCCAAUCUGCGGCCAUCAAUGCUAUACCGAUUAGAAGUUCAAGUGCUGACAACUGGUGGUGAAGGACCAGCUACAAUAAAAUCAUUUCGAACACCUGAUCUUCCUCCAUUUUUGCCCCACAGACCUCGUCUGAAGCAACAUCAUCCACAUCAUUACAAGCCACCCCCAGAGAAAUAUUAGACUGUUUCAAGUGAUUACACAAAUGACUGAGAAAAAAACUGAGCUCCCACAUGAAAGUUAGAAAAACGAACAUCUGUAGGAGCAAUGAAUCCAAUUUUCCAGUGGAAGUUACUAUCCUGUAGGAUCUUUAUCUACUUCUAUGUAGUUUAGCCAUGAAAAAUUGCGUUGGUACCAACACCAGGAUGAAACAUACAGCAAGUAUCAUUUCAAUGCCACCACUAUACAACAAGCUGAAGAUUGCAUCCAACUCAACACUUGUGAGAAAAUCAAGUGUGUUUAUUGUAAUGCUUUUUUUGUAUUCCUGAGUUUAAAGUAGAUUGAAAGGGUGCAGUGUAUACAGCUUAUCUUCCUGACUUUAAUGUUAAUAUUUGAGAGGUUGUUCUGUGAUGUAUACAUACUUUUGAACACUGAAGACCAGAACAUCAGUGUGUUUAAACUGAUAACUUUUACUU